AUGGAAUAGUAUACCUGCUAUGAUGAGAAAAAUAAAAACUUCACUAAUAUAUAGAUGAAGCAGACAGAGUUGGUUGACUAUGCUAAGAAUAAACAGCUUUAUUGCUACGAGAAUGAAUUGAUGGCUAAUGUUUUGUUGACUGGUUUCUGGUAUGAGUUAUGCUUUGAGUUUUAAACAGCCUAUAAGUAAUGCAUUGGAGAAGACGAUUAAUAGAAAUGCAUCAUGGAAUAGUUGACUUAUUUUGCAUAAAUGUACUAUGUUUAAAAGAUAUACUUAACUCUAUACUUAAAGGAUAGUUACGUUGGAACAAUAUAUGAUCAAUGCAAAGAAAAUUAUUACUAAGACUUUGGGAUCUCAAAAGAGUUACUUACUAAAUCACUUGGCUCAUUCAAUCUGACUGCUCUCUAUGAUGAUUCGAAGUGGGAGUACAAGAGAGAUGAAGAGUGCAUAGAGAUAAAUGGUGAGUAUACAUUUGACAUGGAUCUCUUCUAUAAUCAAGAGGAUAUGCGCUAACUCUACAGAUGGGACGACUCUAUGGAAUUUCUGGCUAUCUGCGAGUUAGCCAGUGGAGAUUUCCCUGAAUGCAAAAGAGACCUUUUUGAUAGCUGGGAUGACUUUAAGAUUUGUGUCGAGGCAAAGCUUUCCAUCCUGAACUGCUUCAACUUCAUCUCAGAGAAUGAAAAAGUCAGGAGCAUUUUAUACCACGUGUGCAAAUACAACAGAAGCAAGCAUGUCAAAGAAAAAGAUGGAAUAUUAUAUGUGGAGGACGAUAAUAAGAACUUUAAUGAUAGGUUCAGUUCUUAUGAAGAGUUCAAUAACCUAUUUGAAUGA
This is a messenger RNA of Stylonychia lemnae, 831 nucleotides long. NCBI's taxonomy places the organism in Eukaryota, Ciliophora, Spirotrichea, Sporadotrichida, Oxytrichidae. The record is from the annotation of a GenBank genome assembly.